Messenger RNA from Procambarus clarkii (red swamp crayfish), 3561 nucleotides. RefSeq names its product loricrin. Lineage: Eukaryota; Metazoa; Arthropoda; Malacostraca; Decapoda; Cambaridae. The record is from RefSeq and is a predicted model, not a curated record.
UAUCCUGUGUGGCGACGUUAACGAGUACGACGUCCACCGGAACAAUGAGAGCGAGAGUGUUAUCGUCGGUGGUGGUGGCGCUGUUAGCGGUGUGGCAGCCGUCAGCAGCACGACCCCAGACCUCCCAACCCAGUGACAUCGCCCAUGUCCCCACCUCGAGCGGUGUAGAGGGCCCAGAUCUCAUCCUCGAUGGCACACCAGUUGUAGACGUACGAGUAGGAGGAGUACCAGCUGUAGACGAACCAGCCGUUGACAAGCAGGCGGAACCUCAACCACUGUCGGUGGACAAAAGGACUGGUCUUAGCGCCUGGCCAGGAUCUUCUGGAUUAUCUGCAGGAGAUCCUGGUCCAAACUUCGGCCAGAACUUGCCCGCCUUGUCCGCAGGAGGGACAGGAUCUUUAGGACUUUCAGCUGGAUCUGGUGCUGUCUUUAGGACGGGAUCAAGUGGAUUUCCAGGAGGAUCUGGCACAGGUUUUCAAGGAGAAGCUGGCGCUGACUUCGGGGCUGGAUCAGGUGGAUUUCCAGGAGGAUCUGGCACAGGUUUUCAAGGAGAAGCUGGCGCUGACUUCGGGGCUGGAUCAGGUGGAUUUCCAGGAGGAUCUGGCACAGGUUUUCAAGGAGAAGCUGGCGCUGACUUCGGGGCUGGAUCAGGUGGAUUUCCAGGAGGAUCUGGCACAGGUUUUCAAGGAGGAGCUGGCGCAGAUUUUCAAGGAGGAGCUGGCGCUGACUUCGGGGCUGGAUCAGUUGGAUUUCCAGGAGGAUCUGGCACAGGUUUUCAAGGAGGAGCUGGCGCAGAUUUUCAAGGAGGAGCUGGUGCUGGAUCAGGUGGAUUUCCAGGAGAAUCUAGCACAGGUUUUCAAGGAGGAUCUGGUGCUGACUUUGGGGCUGGACCAGGUGGAUUUCCAGGAGGAUCUGGCGCAGAUUUUCAAGGAGGAUCUGGCGCAGAUUUUCAAGGAGGAUCUGGUGCUGGAUCAGGUGGAUUUCCAGGAGGAUCUGGCGCAGGUUUUCAAGGAGGAGCUGGUGCUGACUUCGGGGCUGGAUCAGGUGGAUUUCCAGGAGGAUCUGGCACAGGUUUUCAAGGAGGAUCUGGUGCUGACUUCGGGGCUGGAUCAGGUGGAUUUCCAGGAGGAUCUGGCGCAGGUUUUCAAGGAGGAGCUGGUGCUGACUUCGGGGCUGGAUCAGGUGGAUUUCCAGGAGGAUCUGGCGUAGGUUUUCAAGGAGGAGCUGGUGCUGACUUCGGGGCUGGAUCAGGUGGAUUUCCAGGAGGAUCUGGCGCAGGUUUUCAAGGAGGAGCUAGUGCUGACUUCGGGGCUGGAUCAGGUGGAUUUCCAGGAGGAUCUGGCGCAAACUUUCAAGGAGGAUCUGGUGCUGACUUCGGUGCUGGAUCAGGUGGAUUUCCAGGAGGAUCUAGCACAGGCUUUCAAGGAGGAUCCGGUGCGGACUUUGGGGCGGGAUCAGGCGGGUUUCCAGGAGGAUCUGAUCCACCUUUUGUGACAGGAUCAGGCGGAUUUGUAGGAGGAUCUGACCCUGAUUUUAGGGCGGGGUCAGCCGGAGCCUCAGGAGGGUUUGGGGCCGGGAGUGCAACGCCCUCAGCAGUUUCGUCUGUUACUGGCACUGGAGGCGGGUUUUCCUUGGCGUCAGCUGUAUCCGGUAGUUCUGGAACUUUUGGUACGCAGGGCAUUUCCAGUCAGGGAGGCUUGCGGGUUGAAGUUCCUUCACCGGGAGCUUCCGUAAAGGUAGAUGUUGAUUCUUUUGUUAGUCGUCCACAAAGUAGUGGAGGAGGUGACCUAGGAAAGUUCGUCGGUAUUAUAAAGCAAGGAUCUAGUGGUAGUGGGCAGUCUUCGUCCGGUGGAGGAGGAAUCCUGAAUGUGUUGUCAUCGCUGCUUAGUGGCAGCGCUGGAAGUGUAACGCAAGUAAAUAAGAACCCACUGAGUGCACUUGGGCUGGGGCAGGAAACUCUCCAAUCAUUUGUUCAGUUAGCGUCUUCGUCUGCCGACGACAUCGCUCGUGAAACUAAUUUUGGACUAAGGCUUCUAGGAGAUGAGCUUGAGUUUCAGGGUCAACAAAGACUAAAACACGCUCUUAGAGGUGUCCAGCAAGCAGGUCGAACGGUCGGGGCUGUUGGACAAAACACGUACCGUGGUGUGUUGCAAACAAAAGAUUCUUUGGGCAGCUUAGCAUCAGGAACAGUGCAGAACUUAGGAGAAUUUGCAGACGACUCAGUCACGGCGUCGUUUGACAAGGUCUCUGAUACCCUCGGCGCAUUUGGACGCCUUCUUCAUGACCUCAAGACGGCAUUCUUUAAAAAUGUCAUCGCACAUGCUGAAGCUGGACAAGAACUGGUGGAUAACCAGUCCAAGACGACUUCAAGCGCCGUCAAGGAGAUACUUGACGAUAAACGCGGUGUUGCGAGAGACAACAUUCGCGCCAUAACAGGAUUAAAAAAGGAAAUUAAAUCGAAGAGAAUAUAAGUCCUUGUGAGACCAGUUUGAGCAACAUACACGAAUAAGUAAUAUUCGUGUAUGCAAUACAGGACUUAACAGAAAUAGUAAGUACAUACGGAAGCAGACAUUUGCGUGUCUGUUUCAGUACUUCAGUUUGCUGAAGUGCUGACGAACGUUUAUUCCAAGUGUUUGAUAAUGUAAAAAAAAAUAUUUAGCACUUGAUUUGAUGUUGGGUUUAAGGCCUAUCAACCGCUGGAGAGUUAGUAAGGCCACCACGAGAGCGUACAGACCAUCCAUGAAGUAUACUUUAGUCCUGGACAUAAAACACGUCUGAAGUAAACUUUAACUGCAUGUACACCGAGAAGCAGAAAACACCUCUUGACGCAUCGUACGAGGCACCUCUCGCCUGCAGGAGACCCCAGCCACACUCUACACCUCUCACCACCAGGAGGAGACCCCCAGCCACACUCUACACCUCUCACCAGCAGGAGGAGACCCCCAGCCACACUCUACACCUCUCACCAGCAGGAGGAGACCCCCAGCCACACUCUACACCUCUCACCAGCAGGAGGAGACCCCCAGCCACACUCUACACCUCUCACCAGCAGCAGGAGACCCCCAGCCACACUCUACACCUCUCACCAGCAGGAGGAGACCCCCAGCCACACUCUACACCUCUCACCAGCAGCAGGAGACCCCCAGCCACACUCUACACCUCUCGCCAGCAGGAGGAGACCCCCAGCCACACUCUACACCUCUCACCAGCAGGAGAGGCUACUAGUCACACUCGACGUUUAUUAACCUGCAGGAGGGGACAGCUAGCCACAGUGGACGCCAGGAACUAGCUGCCCCGCUCUAGCAGGAGGUGGACACACAACACAAGUGGCUGGGUCGUCGCUGGUGGACAAGCCAGACACCUUCCAGCAACACUGUCAACACCUCUCGCUACCUGCAUGUUACUCACGAGGGCAAAGAUUCACAUUGUGGAUACGCAAUACAAGGAAGAUGCAAGGAAGCCCCUUGUGCUUUCCAUAUAUAUACUCUUUACCAAGAAUCCAGUUUCCUACACAGGGUUUACUCUACUGACGAAUGUAUAAUAAAGCAACUGUAUAACUUA